UACAGAAAAUAGCCUAUAUAAAAGGGUAGGUAACUCUCAAUAACUUGACAAACCGAUAGUGCCAAAAAAUCUUUAAUUUAGAAUUAAACCAAUUCUAAUGGAGGAAGAAGAUCUUCAGACAUCAAUACAAACAUAUCAACUACAGCUUUCCCAAGUAGAGCAGGCCAUUCAGGCAGCUGGAUCUACACCUGAUCUAGAAGCCCUUCAGACAGAUUUACAAGAGCUCAUCAAACUAACACAAGACAGUUUGUUGUCACUGAAAAAGAGCAAGUUGUUGAAGCAACUUGAUGUUGAUAAUGGUGGGCAGUCAGAGUCAAAGCAUAAAACAAGUGAUGAAGGAAGACAGUCUGAGGCAGGGGCAGAUAACUUAGAUGAAGAAUAUGCAGCUUUUCAGGCAAUGCUUGGGAAUGAAAUAAGUGGUGAAGACAGGUCUAUACCAAACAGGGGAGACAAUUCAUCAUCAUAUUCACAUCUUGUGAAGGAAGACAAGUCCAUUGAACUCUCAGAGAUAGAAAACCCCAUUGAAUCCUCAAGGGCAGACAACUCUGAUAUAAUCAUUUGUCCUGUCCAGGCAAUGUCAGACAUGUAUAAUGAAAUAGUCGGCACAAAAUGCCGGGCACCAUACAUACAUGAAUGGGGAGCAAAAACACAUGGAAAUGCUUUAAUUGCUGGUGUAGAAAAAGACUCAGAGUUAGAAAUUCCAAAGGUCAGGGUGAUGUUUUGUAAUCCUACACAUAUGGCAAUGCUGCCAUGUAAAUACUUUCUAGGUGGCAGUUGCAGAUUCAGUGAAGGAGAGUGCAGGUACAGUCAUGGUCAUGUUGUCCCCUUAGAAGAUCUUCAGGAAUAUCAGGAUCCAGAUUAUAGCAUGUUGAAGUUAGAGUCCCGUUGCCUUGCUAGGUAUGAUGAUGAUGAUCUCUGGUAUAAAGCUACCGUGGUUGACCUCCAUGAUGAUGGUGCCACCGUUAUGUUUGAUGAUUAUGAUGAUAAACCUUUGUACUUGGCAUUCGAGGACAUUUUACCUCUAGCUAAUUCUUCAGAAGCUUCCAGUGAUUCAGAUGAUGACAUCACAGAUAAUCAGCCAAUCAGCAGACAGGAUUCAGAUGAAGAUGAUGAACUUCCUGUGUUUCUAUGGAAACCAAAGUCACAUGGUCUUGGUGAUCUCGGUCAAUGGGAAGCUCAUACAAAGGGUAUCGGCAGUAGAUUGUUGACUAAGAUGGGGUACGUGCCAGGACAAGGGCUUGGUAAGGCAGGUGAAGGGCGUAUACAACCUGUUCCUAUACAACUUCUACCUCAAGGUAAAUCAUUGGACAAGAUCAUGGAGUUAAAGGAAAUAGCUGGAGAGAGAGACCUAUUUGAUGUAAUGAAGAAACAAGAGAGAAAGAUGAAGAAACAAGAAGAAAAACUAAAGAAACAGUAUCAAGUCGGCAAGCAAUAUAUGCCCAAUAUGUUUGACUUCAUCAAUAAAAAGCUGCAUGGGAAAAAGGGAAAACUUAGCGAGUUGAUACACAAGCAUGAAGGUCAGAGUGGACAAAACAGAGGUCAAGGUCAACCCAGAAUGCAUAGAACCAUAUCUGAACACGAUCUGAAAUCUAAAUCUGACAGAAACAUCAAUAUACAGUUAUUGAAGACUAGUGAAGAGAUGAAGUCAGUAGAGAAAGAACUAGUCAAGUUAAAACAGUCCCUGUCUAGGAAUGAGAAUAGGGAUAGGAAUAUGGCAUCCCAGGUUAGACAGAAAAUACAGUCAAUGGAGAGAUACCUGGAACAAUUGAAAACCUCCGAGUCUACCAUGCAAACCCAUCAACAGAAACGAACAGACCAUAAAAAACUGACAAUUUUCUAAUUAUUUAUGAAAGGUUUUGUGACUGAAAGAUAAAUUAUUUGUUAUGAAUGAAUUAAAUAUUGACAUGUCAAAU
Molecule: messenger RNA, 1913 nt
Organism: Mercenaria mercenaria
Lineage: Eukaryota; Metazoa; Mollusca; Bivalvia; Venerida; Veneridae
Product: zinc finger CCCH-type with G patch domain-containing protein-like
Exons: 13
Coding region: 98-1840 (580 amino acids)
Biological process (GO): negative regulation of DNA-templated transcription; regulation of transcription by RNA polymerase II
Cellular component (GO): nucleus
Molecular function (GO): DNA-binding transcription factor activity, RNA polymerase II-specific; metal ion binding; RNA polymerase II cis-regulatory region sequence-specific DNA binding
Source: RefSeq, a predicted model, not a curated record